Messenger RNA from Cornus florida, 651 nucleotides. RefSeq names its product disease resistance protein At4g27190-like. The record is from RefSeq and is a predicted model, not a curated record. The coding region runs from base 1 to 651 and encodes 216 amino acids. The transcript has a single exon. NCBI's taxonomy places the organism in Eukaryota, Viridiplantae, Streptophyta, Magnoliopsida, Cornales, Cornaceae. Gene Ontology annotation, molecular function: ADP binding.
AUGAGAGUUCAAAAGAUUGUUCCACUGGAUGAGUUAGAUAAACAAGAAGCAUGGGUCCUUUUCAGGGUCAUGGCCGGUGGUGAAGCUGUGGAUUCCAGUGAUUUGAAUCACAUUGCAAGAGAGGUAGCAGAUGCAUGCGGUGGUAUGCCACUUGUAAUUGUGACCAUCGCUACAGGGUUGAAAAAUAAAAAGCACCACGUGUGGGCUGCUCGGGCUAGACAGCUGAAGAACUCGAACUUACAACAGGGAAUGGAAAAGAACGUGUUUGCCAAACUUGAGUUGAGUUUCAAUUAUCCCGAAAGGGAGGAGGCCAAAUUAUUGUUCUUACUCUGUAGCUUGUUUCCAGAAGAUCAUGACAUUUCGGUGGAAGACCUGAUGAGAUACACCGUGGGGCUGAAGGUGUUUGAAGAUGUCCACACCAUUGAAGAAGCAAGAUACACUGCCCAUGAUGUAGCAAGUACCCUUACUGAUUCUUUAAUGUUGCUGGAUGGUUCUAAGAAAGGGUUCGUUAAAAUGCAUGAUGUUCUUCACGAUGUUGCCAUAUAUAUUUCGUCUAAAGAUGACAAGUACCGGUUCAAGGUUAUGGCUGGAUUGAAAAAUUGGCCAGUUACACAAACAUUUGAAAAUUAUUCAGCCAUCUCACUGAUAUGA